This is a messenger RNA of Rattus rattus (black rat), 4587 nucleotides long. It is a transcript of the gene Shoc1, whose product is annotated as shortage in chiasmata 1. Bases 90 to 4535 code for a protein of 1481 amino acids. Gene Ontology annotation, cellular component: condensed nuclear chromosome. Gene Ontology annotation, biological process: resolution of meiotic recombination intermediates. The record is from RefSeq and is a predicted model, not a curated record. Gene Ontology annotation, molecular function: ATP hydrolysis activity; single-stranded DNA binding. NCBI's taxonomy places the organism in Eukaryota, Metazoa, Chordata, Mammalia, Rodentia, Muridae. The transcript has 28 exons.
CGCGGAUUUUCUUUUUUACCUCAACGAGUGAGAAGCCGGCCAGAGGGAAAGGAAGGCCUCUCUAGCUGAGGAUACUUCUAGAACUUUGUAUGGCUUUGAACGGAAGAGCUAUGUUUUCAGCCUUCAAAUAUUAUGCAAUAGACUAUUUAUAUGAGAACACAGUUAAAGAAAGGCUUUACAGAGAUGCUUUAUUGCUUCAGAUCCCUUCAUGUUUGAAUCAAGAUAAAAAAAUUAUUGAUGAUAAAUAUAGGAGUCCAUGGACAAGAGCUAUUCCAGUUUUGGAAAUAACAGAUAAUUCAAUCUUGGAUGAGUGGAGAGCAAGAUUCUGUGUGGAAGAUGUUCUUGAGAAAAAGACAGUUACAGGAAGGAUGAUUAAUGGCACAUUUGAGGAAAUUGUUCCAAGUUCCAAUCCAAACUCUCCACCUGGGGUAGAGGACGACAAGUCGGAGCCCUGGAAGGGCUACGUGGAAGACUUUACUCCUGUCAAGUGCUCCCCAGCCUACCCAGGAGUGAAAGUGGAGCACCAAGGAUUACUUAUUGAUGAGGAAAUGAUUUUCAUGAACAAAGCAAUGGAUAAUCAUCUGCCGACUGUGAAUACUCUCUUGGGCAGACUAAAGCUCUAUCUGGUGAAGGAUCCGCUCUUAGAGUUCAAAGAAGGGCCCUGUGGAAAGGAUAAUUUCAUGGAGUGCUUCUCUGUUCAAGAACGUUCGGAACCUUUUGUGAGAGAUUUCCAUAUGGCUGAGGAGACCUUUUAUAAGGAGAAACUACCAUCAGUUUUUCCUUUUGAGCUUAAAUCCUUGAUGUCUACAAAUUCCAAACAAGAAAUGCUGGUUCUACCACCAUCAAAACUGAAGGAAUUAUUAGACUCAAUACCGAAAACAGUGGACUCUGUAGAUGAAAAUGAACAUUUCAACAGAGAUCUUACUUCCAAGCAUGGAUUUGAUACUGAGGAUAUAAACUGCAGCUCCACAGAAAACUUAACUUGUGCAAGACUUUGUGAACCAGAGUGCGACGAGCCAGGAGAACUAGAAAUGCCACCAUCCCAUCUGAGCUUACCAAGGCAGCAUUCUUCAGUGAAUUCGUUAUACGCAGGAUUUCAGACAUUUCCGUUUUCUGCUGCAUGUAAAAUUAAUUUGCUGAGCGCUGGAGAGUCAGCUAACGCGUAUUGUAUGCUGUGGCAGCUGGGGAGCUGCAGAAACUCUUGGGUCUCGUUCUUGCUCACAGUUCCAAGAUUUCAAGAAACCAGCAGUCAAUAUUCACUUGCAGAUAUGAGGAACAUUUUUUCUGUCAAAGGAGACAGCCUUGUGAUUCACCCUGCAAAAGCAAAGGGGUGGAGACAAGCAAGACUAAAUCCAGUAAUGGCCGAAACGUUGGAGCAUCUGCAGGCGUAUCUGCGUCAUAAUGGUCUGUCUGCUCAGGAGACUAAGCUGGAGAUCUUUCUGCCUACAAAAGUACUUGAGCUGGAGUCGUGGCUAGAACCUAAGAGUAGUCCCUCGCUCCUCCUGCCAGUCAGUGAGAAAUCUGGAGACGCUCACCAAUUACAUCCCCAGAAGAGGCCGUCUUCAGAACGGGAAGGGCCACGCCUUCGUUUGUCUGCUGAACAACGUGCCUCUGUUAAAAAUUCAAACAUGGAAGCAAAUGCAAAGAGUGGCCAAGAACUAGCUGCUCAAAUGAUGCAGAAGACAGAGAAUGGCUGUGUUGGACUUGGUAAUCCUGUACCGUCUGUUGAGUCAGCUUCCUCUUCACAGAUCAAGACAUCUUAUGAUAAAAACCGAGAUGAUUUGGACCUUUUGAGCGAGUUUAUUAUUCUGAGAAGUAAACACCAGACUUUCCCGUCAGAAGCUGAAGUCAAAAGCUAUGACCAAAACAAUGAAUUUCAAGAUAAAGAAAAAUAUUCUUUGACUCUUCAAGAAGAAAGUCCUGUUGUUUCUAAUAAUAAAGCUCCAGAGGAAAGAUGUCAGGAAAGAGCAGAUGAUGUCAUCAGGAUCCCCGCAUCAGACACCCAGUGCCAAGCAUACUGUCUCCUAGAAGCCACAGCGAUCCCUAUCUUACAGAAGCUCGUUUGCCUUUGUGCCUACCCUGCUGCUAACUGGAAGUUCGCCACUGUCAAUUUUGACCAAACAAGAUUCUUCUUAAAGGAACAGGAGAAAAUAAUAAAUGAUGCUAUUCACCAAGAUAAAAAUGAUGACAGAAAAAUGACAUUCAAGCAUGCUGCUCUCUUACAUCUGCUGGUGACAAUUAGAGACGUCCUUUUAACAUGCGGCUUGGAUGAAGCAUUAGGAUAUUUGUCAAAUGCAAAAGAUAUCUACAAAAGUGUGUUAGACUCCUAUUUGGAUAACAUUUGGAGACAGCUGAAAAUUUUACAGUUCAUUAAGGAAAAAAGGCCUAAAACCAACUAUAAGGUCCAAGAAUUGCAAUGUCAGAUACUAAGUAGGCUACAGAGUCAACAACAAAUGAAGGUACUGAUUAUAAUAAGAAUGAACUCAGAUGGAGAAAAGCAUUUGCUUAUUAAAACCCUUAAGAAAAUAGAAGGUUUAACAGUGACUGUUUUACGUUCAAUUGCGAGAAAAGAUUUUCUGGAAACUACUGGUGUUUUAAAAGGCACACAUUCCUGUGUGGUCGUGCACAAUUACAGUAUCAGAGAGGAUUUCCCCUGGAGCAGCUUCUCUCUCGUGGUGGAGUACAACCACGUGGGCCACUCCUGCUGGGCCCAGCACUGCCAACAGUUGGAUAUACCUUUCCUGGCCUUUAAAGUUGCUGUUCCAGACACGGCUCUGCAGACAGAUGCCCUGCUGGAUCGAUUUGGUGGGUUUCUGUUGAAAAUUCCGAUUCCAUAUGUAUUUUUUGCAUCUGAAGGACUUCUUAAUACUCCAGGAAUACUCCAGCUGCUGGAGUCUAACUAUAACAUCACACUCGUGGAGAGAUGCUGCUGCGAGUCACUGAAACUCUUUGGAAGUACAGAGCGUUACGUAGUGGUGACAGUCGACGAGCAUACGGCUGUAGUUGUGCAGGACCUAGAAGAAUUACAUUAUGAGAAGGCAUCAGACAAUAUCAUUAUGAGAUUAAUGGCAUUGUCGUUCCAGUACAGCUGUUGCUGGAUAAUACUAUAUUCCAAGGAAACAUUAAAUUCACAGUACCACCUCACAGAAAAGGCACUUCAUCACCUCGCACAGAUUUAUGCAGCUCUGGUGUCCUCCGGUCUUAAAUCUGAAGAACUGGAUGUAAAGGUUAUAAUUGCCCCUGGAGUAGAAGAGACUGCUUUAAUAAUUCGACAAAUUGCAGACCACAAUUUAAUGACGUCAAAGAGAGAUCCUCAUGAAUGGUUGGAUAAAUCCUGGGUGGAAGUCUCACCUUCUAAGGAGGAAAUGAACCUGCUAGACUUCCCCUGCAUUAACCCUCUGGUGGCCCAGCUCAUGCUACACGGAGCACCUUCCCUGCACUGGCUCCUGAGAGCAGCUCCUGCUGAGCUCCAGGAACUCCUGCCCCAGGUUCCAGGCAAAGUGCUGAAGCAUUUUUGUAGCAUCACUUCCUUGUUCAAGAUUAGUUCUUCCUCCAUGACAACGUCUUGUCAGAUUUCAUCACUUCAGGAAGAUAUGAAUCAAACCGAUCUCUUUAUUUCUCAGAGGUCAGCUCCUAUCAUUCAAGAACAUGAUGACUAUUAUUCCUAUGACAUCUCGGAAGAGACGGUGCGGAGAGACACAAGCUCUCCUAGGGAGCUGAGAGAAAGGCUGCCGCCAUGCUUGUUGCCGGCUGCAGCACCGCACAGCCAGAGGAGCCGCUGGGAGGGCUCGGGCUGGGAGGGCUCCGGUUGUGGCCCUAACCCAGUGCAGAGGAACCCCUUCCUAAUGAACACGGAAUCAAAGAAAGACACGAGGCCUGCCCUUCCUGGCCCGAGGCAUUCACAGUCAGAUGUCUUUUCUCUGGGCCUAACGCAAGUAAGUUGUGAACCCAAAAUGCCACCAACUGAUUCUCAAAGAAGAGGCUCUCAAGAUUUUGUAAAUUAUCCUGAAACUAAAGGACCCAGAAACAUGCAAGUGUCCACCCUUGUCUUUUUACCAGAGGGCUCCCACCUUCACUGGGACUUUAAGAAAAACAGUUGUAGAAAACAGAGUUCUUCAUUCCCUCCAAGCUGUGGAGCCGAACAGAGCACCUACAGCAAACGGUACUCUCAAAAGGACGACUUCUCCAGAGAUCCGCCAGGGCGCGCGUUGGAUGAGCUGGAAGACGUCACCUGUAGAAAUGCGAAUGCUGGGACUAAGGAGACUUUUUGGAGAGAACCUGUUCCCAGUUGGGAUUCAUUCUGUGCCACUGAUUCUAAUGUAAACCAAAGAGGAUUCAAGGGCCUGAAUUUCUGCCAAAGAGCCGGAAACUACCUCAGACAAAGAAGGCUCCCUGGAUCUUCCUCUAACUGGGGAGAUUACGAAACACCAACAGACUUAAUGUACUCACAAGCACCACAACCUAAGAAACGCCGUCUAAUGUAUGAGAAAGUCCCCGGAAGAGUGGAUGGGCAAACCCGGCUGAGGUUUCUGUGAAAAACAGAAGGGACAGUGCCACGUGCCAGAUUCUACUUCCUCAUGACAGUGC